Molecule: messenger RNA, 3005 nt
Organism: Nymphalis io (European peacock)
Lineage: Eukaryota; Metazoa; Arthropoda; Insecta; Lepidoptera; Nymphalidae
Product: lysosomal-associated transmembrane protein 4A
Exons: 7
Coding region: 127-1065 (312 amino acids)
Cellular component (GO): lysosomal membrane
Source: RefSeq, a predicted model, not a curated record
UUUAAUAAAGAUAGACUGUACUUACUUAAAAUCUGUCAUCAGUGUUACAAUACAAUAUUUUCUGAAAAUUUCUCAUUUUUCGUCUGGCUUUAAACUUAUAACUGAUUAAAUCAUAAAGUAAGAAAAAUGUUAAGAUUUCGUCCCAAGUUGGGAACAGAACGCAGUAAGGAGUGGCGUUGCUGCUUUUGUCUCCAUGUCCGCACUGGAACCAUAUUACUCGGCACAUGGCAUUUGCUGCUACACCUGAUAGCCCUAGGUUUCGUAGCAGCUAUUGUGCGUGACCCAAGUCUACUGGAUGAGUUGGAACGUGAUACAGCUCCGGUUGCCGACUGGAGCGACAUAGGGGCCGCUAUGCCUACUCCUCUGUCUAACAUCGAGACUCGCCCAAGCCCCUACCCACAACAUGGACCACACCCAAGAGAUCACAGUCUUAUAUAUCAUGAUGUGGAUGUGGGUGCGAUGGUUACAGUGUGUACACUGGCCAUCACACUUAUGCUGAUAUAUGGAGCUUCACGCGGCAAGCCUGCUCAUCUGCUGCCAUUCUUCUGCCUACAAAUAUUUGACUUUGCCAUCACAGUCCUGACCGCGACCGGCUACUUGUGCUACUUGCGCUCCAUCCACCGCCUGGUGGCGGAGGCGCGUCGCGUGCCGUGGCGCGAGCAGCUGCUGUCGCUGCCCGCUCCGGCACUCGCACUCGUCGUGCUCGCCACCUUCCUGUUCGCCGUGUUACUCAAGGGCUAUUGCAUCAGCGUGGUGUGGCGGUGCUACAAGUACCUGACGAUGCGCACGCACGCGCUGCACAGCCUGACGCCGUUCGUGAUCUCGAGCUCGGGCGCACUGUCGCCGGGCGCGCCGGCCGCGCCGCCCGCACCCGCUUACUCCAGCCUGCUGCCCGACUACGAGGAGGCCGUUAAGCAGACCCCGCCGCCUUCCUACCGCGCCGCCACUCUCAUGGCGGCGGCCGACCCCGUCGCUGCUCCUCCCCCGUCCACAGAGCAGAAUCAACCUCUGUCCACUAACACCGUGGUGAUGCUUCCCCAGCAAGGCACACAAGCACGUGUCUGAAUCUCUUUGCCUUCUUCAAUCUAUGUUCUGUCUGUAGAUGAUUAAGCUGCAACUACACUACGAAUUGCACGAUGAUAUAUUAAUAAACCCUUCAUUUUCAUAGGCUUCUAAGAGUAUUAUAUUCAAUGUGAAUGAGCGACAGCCUAAAAAUAUGUAUGGGUGGAAAUUACACACAUUUGUUACUAAUAUGAAUGAAUUAUUUAUCAUGUCAUUUAUAGUGUAGUAAUAACUUAAUUUGUAAUUUUUUUUCUUAUUUCAUUAUUUCUUCAUUUAUUUAAGUAUAUUAAGUAAUUCCAUAGGGCUUUAUUGUAUCAAGAUAGUAAUUUUUUUUCUCUUUAUUAAGCUUUGAAAUUUUACGUUUUUUAUAUCUGUCGAAACACUAAAAUCUUAUCUUACUAGUACAUGCAAAACGACAACAGCAUGAUAAUAUAUUACAAUUUAUUGAUAACUAACGAAUUAUUGAAUUUUGACACUUUCAAAUCAGUUGAAAUAUUUUUCUGUAUUAGUUUUCAUUAUUAUAAUUUGGACUUUGAGAAUUAGUUUAUAAGAAUUUUAUUAUACAAAUAGGGCACUUAGAAUUUUUGUUAAAUCUAAUGUUUUCAAAAUAGAUAAACUUGAGUUCGAAGUGAGUUCGAAAGAGAUGUUUUAAGAUAUCAUUGGGUUUUUUUUACACAAUAUAUCAUACAAAUUUUACAAUUUCAAAAUUUGCUGUAAGUCUUCAUUUAAUUGAAUGAGAAUAAUUCUAGUUUCAUUUCAUUUGAAAUCUAACGCGUAACUAUUGUAUAUACUAUGUUGCUAUAUGACAUAUACUAGUGAAAUAAGAUCAUAUGACAGUUCUCCGCACGUUUGCAAAGUAUUUUAUAAUUAAAUAUUUAAUUUAAAUUAUGACACUUCUUAUCUUAUUUUAAACUAAAACUUUUAUAGUAGUGCCAUUUGUUUUUUUUUUUUUGGAAUUUGUUUUCAUGCUUCCGGAUUAUUACAAUUAAACUGAUAAAUAUAAAUAAAUCAAUAACCACAUUCCACAUAAAAAAAUAUUUUAUUAAUUUACCUAAAGAAAAAAAAAAUUCAAAUCAUAUUGUCGAAAAUAAAAGCAUAACAUUUUAUAAAGGAAAAUAAAUAUAGAAAAGUUUUCAUCUUAAAGUCAAUUUUAGCGAAUCUGACGUGCCGUCCGGUCCAGCUUAAGUUAAACUUUUUUAAAGUAAAUUGAAUUUUUAUUUGAUAUUUUAUAUAGAUUUAUUUUAAUAUUAGUGUUAAUUUAUACAACAAAAGUUCAUGUUUUGUUUUUUUAAAGCGUUGUAAAAAUAUUUAAUAUUCCAAAUUUGAAGAGCUAAGACAAUCAAAAUUAAACAACCUAAAAACUGGUGGUGUUAAUAGUCUCAUUUCAUAAAAAUAGCACUUUAUGCAAAACUUAUUAUAAUCUGUAGUUACCUCGUACAUUAUAUGUAUGAAUUUGUAUGGGAUUAAAAUUUUGUGUUGAGCGGAGUUUCAAUCGAAUUCGUUCAAAAACGAGCCGUCGUAUUAGUCGACAAAGUGACAUACUAAAGAUCAGGGAUAUGUUCCCUGAUUUUUAGUAUAUAUAAUCGAAACGGCCUACAUGUACAAAAUUUACGUGGUUUGUAAAAAAAUAUCUAAAAUUAACAUUCGAUGACUAACGUACUUAUGUAUUGUAGGUAAUUAGCUAAACAAUGAUGGAAUAUAAGAAAUUAUUUACGAAGAAAUCUAUAUUCUGUUUACAUGUGUGCCAGUAAGCAUUUUAUAAGUUAUUUUUGUGCUACGAAAUCUUAUAUAUGUUUAAAUAAAACUUUUUAAAAAUCGUGUUGUUAGGGUAGUACGUUGAAAAACAAAACAAGUUGGUGUGUAAUCGUAAUAUUAAUAAGCACUAAAUUAGCGACGAAUGUGCGAUAUAUUUUAUUCUGAAAUAAAUAAAACAGACUGCAUUU